AUGUUAUGCCUUUCAGAAUUGAGCCAAGAGGAGUCUGAGGAUGUGAUUUUUAAGCAGGCUUGGCUUGCAUAUUUCUGGAGAAGAGCAAAAAAACAUGGGUUAGAACCAGAAAUUGUGGAGGAGCGUUUGCAAGUCUGGAUGAACCAAGGCACUCAACCACCCACCUCACAUGAUGCAGUUGAUGUGGAGCGUGGCUUAAUGGAGCUCAGGAAAUUAGGGAUUGAAACCCAAUUGUGGGAAGGAUCUCGCAAAUUGAUUGAUCCAGACUCCAACUAG
This is a messenger RNA of Ilex paraguariensis (yerba mate), 276 nucleotides long. The record is from the annotation of a GenBank genome assembly. NCBI's taxonomy places the organism in Eukaryota, Viridiplantae, Streptophyta, Magnoliopsida, Aquifoliales, Aquifoliaceae.